Messenger RNA from Schistosoma spindalis, 4876 nucleotides. NCBI's taxonomy places the organism in Eukaryota, Metazoa, Platyhelminthes, Trematoda, Strigeidida, Schistosomatidae. The record is from the annotation of a GenBank genome assembly.
AGAAGAUUCAAAGACGUUUGUUUCAUUACGUGUAAAUGGAUUGUUUCUUUGUUUUUUUUUCUGUUUACGCUAAACAGAAUGUGUUCUUUUUUUGAAUAGUUCCUAAGCUAAAAUUAAGAAUUUUCAAAUUAUAUAAUCACCGCAAUUCUCUUCAAGCUAAAACAAGUAAAUGAAUGGUGAACAGUGUAUAAUAACAACUAACCUUUCAAAUGAUAGUAAUAAUAAUAAUGAUGAUAUGAAAGGAUCUAAUCCAAUUAAUUGUAUCCUUACAAAACGAAACAAUUCAACAACUGAUAUUGAUAUACAUCCAGUAAAUUAUUCAACUUAUCAAUCAGAUCCAUUAAAUUUUCUUUAUUUAAAUGAUAAUAUAACAUGUUAUUCAAAUUUAUCAUCAAAUUAUUGUACACAUGCAUCAACAUUAACAUUAACAUCAUGUUCUUCAUUAACAAUUCCAUCUUCAUGUAUUAUUAAUACAACAGUAUCUAAUGGAAUAAUACAUUAUGAUAAACAAACAUAUCAUUCUUCUUCUACUUCUUCACCAAUUUGGUAUAAUAAUAAUAAUAAUAAUUUAACAACAAAUGAAUUAUGGUCAAAUAUUGGAGAAUAUAAUGAAUUAGUUGAUAAAAUGAAUUCACAAUCUGAUCAAUCUUCACAUCAUCAACAUCAACAUCAUCAUCAUCAGCAACAACAACAACAAGAACAACAAGAACAACAACACUUGGAUACUAAUCAAUCUCAACAUAAAUCAAUGAAUAGAAAAAUUGAUUUUAUUCAAUCUUAUGAUAAUCCUCUUAGUUUAGUUGAAACAUUAUCACCAUUAACUUUAUCUACCAUAACAUCUAAAGUAACAUUAAAUACAAAUGAGAAAAAUGAUUCAAAUCAAAUUCAUCGUUAUUUUACAGAAACUUUAAAUAAUCCAAUUAUAUCGAUAGAUGAAACAUAUCAUCAAUCUAUCAAUACUAUUACUACAAGUAGUAGUAGUAAUAGUAGUAGUGGUAGUAGUAGUAAAUUAUGUCAAGAUCAUGAGUAUUCAGUAUGUUUAUCAGAAAAUUUAACAUUUUUACCAACAUAUUCAACGAAAUUAUUUAAUAAUUCACAAUUAUGUACAGAAUAUUUCAAUUCGGAAAUUCCUCCUCCACCUCAUCCUCCACCACCACAUCAUCAUCAUCAUUUCCCUUAUAAUCAACAUCAUUAUACACAAUUUCAACAACAAUAUCGUACAUCAUCAACUACAGAUUAUAUACAAUUAACUCCUAAUGAACAAUCUCAUCAAUUACAAAAUAAUCAAAAUGAAAUGAAUUUAAAAAAACAAAUUAUAUCAUCAUCAUUAUCUAUUACAUCAUCACCAUCAACUUCAUCUUCAGCAUCAUCAUCAUCAUCAUCAUCAUCAUCGAAAGGAUCUAAUGUUCCAUUACCGGUACCAGCUAUAAUAUAUCAACAUCAACAACAAUUACAACAAUUAAAUAAUCAUUCAAAUUUUUUACAAAAUUCAUCAAAUUUAUCUAAACAAUCAUGUCACCCAAAACCACCCUAUUCAUAUAUUAGUUUAAUUACUAUGGCAAUACAAAAUUCAACAACACAUAUGUGUACAUUAUCAGAAAUUUAUCAAUUUAUUAUUGAUUUAUUUCCAUAUUAUCGACAAAAUCAACAAAGAUGGCAAAAUUCAAUAAGACAUUCAUUAUCAUUUAAUGAUUGUUUUGUUAAAGUAUCACGUAGUCCAGAUAAACCAGGUAAAGGUUCAUAUUGGACAUUACAUCCAGAUUCUGGGAAUAUGUUUGAAAAUGGUUGUUAUUUAAGAAGGCAAAAACGUUUUAAAGAUCCAAAACGUGAAAUAACUCAUCGUAAUCAACGAAGUAAUAAUAAUAAUAGUGCUAGUAAUACUAUUAAUGUUAUAACAUCUUCGACAACAUCAACUGACAAUAGAAAUACAAUAGAUGUUAAUUCUACUAGUGAAAAUACUAUUUUACAUUCAACCAAUGAUCUUUUAAUAUUACCAACUGGUAUAAAACGUACAUAUUCAAAAACAGAUUGUAAUCCAUUAUUGAAUGUUGAACUCAAUGAUCAUAUAUUGUAUAAUAGGAUGAAAUCACUUCCUAUUGGUAUUACACCAGUGUAUGAUGAAAUAAAUGACGUGGAUGAUAAUGACGAUGGUGGAGAUGAAGAUGACGAUGAUGAUGAUGAUGAUGACAGUGAUGGUGAGGAUAAUGAUGAUGUUGGUGCUGACUUAGAGGAUGAAGAAAUCAAUGAAGAAGAAUAUGAUGAUGGUGUCUAUGGUGAUAAUGAAGGAGCCCGACGACAACAACAACAGCAAAGUGAUCACAGUAGGACAACAAACAGUAAAGAUAACAAUUUUAUUGGAUCUGAUUUAAUGAAUAAUAAUAAACUAGCAGAUCAUUCAAUAAUGGAACAACAACACCAAUACUACAAUUCUCAACAACAACAACAUCAUCAUAAUCAGCAAUCGAUCUCUCCAAAAUCUAGACACCAUGUAAAACAUAAUGAAACUAAGAUUACAACUGAUAUAAUUGAAGACAUUCAUGAGAAAUCAACAAAUAAAUUAAAAUCAUCACAAUUAUUUCUUUUAAGUCCUUAUGAUAGUCGUGAUUCAACAAGAUACAUUACAGAUAUCAUUUAUCCAGAAAGUAAUUAUGAACAAAUGAAUCCUUUUGUUAAUUAUAAACUUCAUCAACCAUUUCAUAAUCAUCCUCAUCCUCAUCUUCAUUCUAUUCAACCAUUUGAUAAUAAUUCAAAUAAAACCAAUUAUAAUAAACAACAAUUAUCUACUUGCACUACGACUACUACUACUACUAUUAGUAGUAGUACUACUACUACUACUUGUACCAAUCAAAUCCGUAGUAUACAUACAAAUAUGUUAGAUUUAUAUAAUCAUGUUACUAAUUCACCAUCAGUAUAUACUAGAACUAAUUCAUUAAUAGAAUAUUCAACAAAUGAAUUACGUAAUAAUCAAUUGAAUCAACAAUUUCCAUUGAAUUCAUUUCAUUUAUCACAACCUUUGCCAACUACAUUACAUCAUAAUUCCCAAGUAAAUUUACCAACUGAAUUAUAUUAUGAUGAUAAUAUUGAUUUUAGUAUACGUCGGUAUAAUACAAUGAAUAAUCCAAUGAAAUGUACAAAUAUUACAAAUAUAUUAAAUAAUGAUUUGAUUACUACUAUCUCUAUGAAUACUACUACCACAACUACUACGACUACUACUAACAUUACUGAUAGUAGUAAUAAACCUACUAAUAAUGAUAAUUAUGAUGAUGUCAUUAUGGAGAAUUUAACUUUGAUACCAUCAGGAGAAAAGUAUUAUACUAUGAAUCAUAACUGUCAACAAGGUGAAAAACAAUUUGAAUUAGAACAUGAUUAUCGUACACAACAACAACAACAACAACAACAACAAUAUCAUUACAAUGACUAUUCGAAUAUUCAACAAUCCAUGUUACCAAAAUCAAAUGUUACAAUAAUACCAUCUAUGACAACGGUGACGACAACAACAGCAACAACAUUAACAACAUCAACAAUAAUAUCACCAUAUUUAAGUCAUAACUAUGAACAUAUAUCAUUGACGGAUGAAAGUCCAUAUAUUUCAUGUAGUGAAGUAUCGUUUACUAACUCAAUGAAUGUACAUAAUUUAUCUAAUAUAAUCAACGCUUCACAUGUACUAACGCCAACGGUUUCAUUAUCAAUGAUAACAUCUUCGUAUAUACCAUCUUCUUUAACCAGUUCUGUGUCAUCAUCAUCAUCAUCAUUGUUAAGUAUUCCAACUGGAAUUAUUUCAUCUAAUUCUUUCCCUUCCACAACAUCUUCAUCAUUAUUGUCAACAGCAAUGAUAUUCACUAAUCCUUCAUAUAUUACAACAUCUGAAUCAUUUCGAAAUUUUCCUUCAGGUAUAUUAGAAUCAAAUACAUGGAAUACAAAUUAUUUACAUUUAACAGAAUAUAAAGAUAACUUAAUAAGAUUUAGUAAAGAUAACAAAGAUAUUGAACAUCAUCAUGAUCAUUUAACUAUUCAAUGUCCCAAUAAUAGUCAUUUAACUAAUGAACACUCUAAAGAAUGUAACAAUAGAAAAAUUGACGCUGAAGAUAAUAUCAAUAACAAAAUGAUUGAUGAUAAUGGUGACGUUGAUGAUGAUGAUGAUGACGGCGAUGACAAUGAAGAUGAUGAUGACAAUGAAGACGAUGAUGAUGAUGUUGGUGAUGAUGAUAAUGUUAAUGAUGAAGAAGUAAUAAAUCGUUCUGACAAUCUAAAUAAACCAUUUUCUAUAGAUCAUUUAAUGCAUUUUCAAAAUCCUGAUUUGGAUAUAACAAAUACAACAAAUACCUUAUUACAAUAUGCUACAAAAACAGAUAUAUCUGUAUUUGAUAAAUUAAGAUCUUCAUCAAUAUCUAUCAAUGGUAGGUGAGACAUUUCAAUAUCCUUAAAGAGCGAGAGUGUGUGUGUGUAAGAGAGAGAUGAGCAAAAUAUUCAUGAAUUUCUAAGAAUAUUCCAUUCACAAACAGCAACAACAACAACAACAAUCCUCUCAAAGUCAAAAAUCUUUUAUUAUAACAUAAUACAAAAAAAACAAGAAAACUGUAAACAAAAUAUUCUCAUCUAUUGAAUCUUCAAAUUUAUUGAUUAAAAUAAAAAAGAGAAGAAAAGAAAAGAAAAAGAAAGAAAAAAGAAAACUUUCGAAAAAACAAAUCAAUAAUAACAUCAUUUUAUCCAGAUUAUUUUUUACACUUGCUCAAUAAUUCUAAUCAUAAUAACAAUAAUAAUUAAUGGUAAUAAUAUUCAUUCAUUCAUUCGCUUUUAUUCAAUCUAAUCUUCUCUUUUAUUUGUUCUUCUUUCUAAUUGUUCUACUUCUUCCUCUUCUUCCUCCUCUUCUUCUUCU